GUGCGCGCGCCUCCUUUAUAAAAAGCGUUAGCAGCGCGCGCCGCGGAGCCGCUUUCGCUCGCCUUCCCUACGAGGUGCUCGAGAGGUCUGCCCUCGGGAGGGUCGGUCGGUCGGUGGGAGUGCCGCCGCGCCGCCGCGUCUCCUCGGGUUCGUGCGUCCGUCCGUCCGUCCGCCCGCCCGCGAACGGCCCGGCCCCUCCCCCGCUGGACCGGACACCAUGCUGUUCUGGCACUCGCAGCCGGAGACUUACCACCAGCAGCACGCGAACGCCGGCUACCUGCGCGAUGCGCUGGCACCCUUCCUCAAGCACGAGACCCCGCAACCGCCGGCCGAGAAGGACAGCAAGGCGCCGCCUUUCCAGUAUGUUCUUUGCGCAGCCACCUCUCCGGCUGUCAAGCUGCAAGAAGAAACGUUGACCUACCUGAACCAAGGUCAGUCCUACGAAAUCCGUAUGCUAAACAGAAAACUAGUGGAGUGUACAGAUAUAAGCAGCAAAUAUGUAAAGAGCAUCGUACGGGUUGUGUUUCACGACCGGCGCCUCCAGUACACUGAACACCAGCAGCUUGAAGGAUGGCGAUGGAACCGACCCGGAGACAGGAUCCUGGAUCUCGACGUUCCCCUGUCAGUGGGAAUCGUGGAGCCUCAAGUUCCUCCGAUGCAGCUCAACACUGUCGAGUUCCUCUGGGAUCCGAACAAAUGUGCUUCUGCGUUCGUCCAGGUGAACUGCAUCAGCACAGAGUUCACCCCUCGGAAGCAUGGCGGGGAGAAGGGCGUCCCCUUCCGCAUCCAAAUAGACACGUUUGCUCAGAAUGAGAACAAGGAAUACAUGGAGCACAUCCACUCUGCCAGCUGCCAAGUCAAGGUGUUCAAGCCCAAAGGAGCUGAUCGAAAGCUGAAGACCGACAGGGAGAAGAUUGAGAAGAGAUCUUUUCAAGAGAAGGAGAAAUAUCAGCCUUCCUAUGAAACCACAGUGCUCAGAGAGUGUUCACCCUGGCCUGACGCUCCCAGUAUGAACAGCUCGAGCAGCACACCAUCCCCUGUUUACCACAGCUCUCCGACGCCCUACAGUAUUAUUGACGGAAAUGCUUCUCCAGAUCAGCAGGAGGACCUAACCUUUCCUAGCUGUUCAGAUAACCUUCUUGCCACGUCCUCCAUGCAGGACACGCAGCAGUGGCUGCUUCGACACAGGUUCUCAUCAUUCUGCAGGCUCUUCUCCAGCUUCUCUGGAGCUGAUUUAUUAAAGAUGACCAAAGAAGAUUUCAUCCAGGUCUGCGGUCCAGCAGAUGGGAUUCGCCUUUUCAAUGCGGUCAAAGGAAGGUGUAUACAACCUAGGCUCACAAUCUAUGUGUGUCAACACAAGUUGAAAGGCCAGCAACCGCCUAAGUCCCUGGGUGGAGAUGUCUACCACGCUCUGUACUUGGAGGACCUGACAACAGCAGAGCUCACGGAGAAGAUUGCCCACCUCUACAACAUCUCCCCUGCACAAAUCAGCCACGUCUACCGUCAAGGUCCCACGGGCAUCCACGUGCUGGUUUCCGACAAGAUGGUGCAGAACUUCAUGGAGGAGACUUGCUUUAUUUUAAACACAGUUAAAGAUGAGACCAGUGAUGGCUACUGUAUUGUUCUGAAGUAGCAGAAAAUGCAGCUACAACAAGAACUAAGUUUCAAGUGUUGCUGGAACCUGGACUUCUUGGUUUACAAAUUCUCACUUUUUUUUUUUUUGUAUUUUUAUAUUGACUUAAGUUAUUGAUUGACUUCUGAAAUUUAUAAUUAUUUGAGAAUUAAGUUUCUUUCAAAUAUUGCAUCUAUGGACAGAAGUGCUGAAACUGACAAAUUUGCUUGAAGAUACGAAGCAUGGCGCAUCCCUACAAAGGAAUCAACCCACCAAGAAGCAAUUUGUAAUCCGUGCUCUACAAAGUAACAAUCUUUUUCUAACAUUUGAAACUUUUUUUUUUUUCCCUCUUCUUCCUCUCCCUCUUCCCCCCCCCCCCCCCAAUUCUGGGGAUCCCCUGUUAUGGCCUUGGAGCCAAUUGGGAAUGAGCCCUGCACCACCGGCGCAGUGACUACAGCACUUAACUCGAGAAUCGUCUCGUGUGCUAUGCACGUUUGGGGCAACAGGGACCAGUGCCAGCAGUUUCCAAGAACACUCAUUCUGAGAAACAUACCUGGCUGUUGUUGACACAGGGUGUCAAUUUUUGGCUCGAAACUGAACUGGGCACACAGUGUACACCCAUUCCACGAAAACAAAACCUCCCACAUUGCUUAAAGCAUUUACAAUUUAAUCUCUUUGAUCCGAUGUGUAACUCUUUAAGAAGCCUCUGCCACUUAUUUCCUUCAUGGGUUAAUGUACGCUCUUGCUUUGGUGUCCUGUAGGAAACCAUUUCUUUUCGUUCCUCCUCGCCAUACAUACCUUUAGUCAAACAGCAAUGAGUUUCAAGAGCAUUUUUAAAGGAUAUUUAGCAUAUCCUUGUAUCUGAAAUUGGUGUACAUUCAAAUGUUUAAUUUUAAAUAGUGAAAAUGGAGCUUAAACAUAUUGUCAAUGCAAGAGUCACACCAAUAAAGCUGAUGAACAAAUGACAUGUUAAGAGCAAGUGGUGUGUGGUACUGUUGACUUAUUGCUUUUUGUGCAAACUGAAACACAGCUGCACCCUUGUCACUGAUUUCCUGUAAAGAGCAUUGUUUUUACCCAUGUGUCAUAUGUGUUGUGUGUGUAUGUUUUUUUUUUUUUUUUGGUAACAUAUUACAAUACUAGCAAAAUUUUUUGGGGGGUUAGUGCUCUGCAGCCAAAAUUGUAAAUCCUGUGUAUGGAGUGUGUCCAGGUGCAAUUUUAUUUCCUCCAAAAAUAUGUAAGUAACAUUUAUUUUUAGGGUUAAUGUACUGAGGCCUUUGUUUUGUGUUCUAUCAGUUUGUCGUUCCUUACCGCUCCUUUGAUUGAACGUGGAAGGAAAUCCCUUGCGUUUUGUAUGUUCUGUUCACAAUAAAGCGUUUUGCACUGCUUUGUAUUUUCU
This is a messenger RNA of Scleropages formosus (Asian bonytongue), 3008 nucleotides long. It is a transcript of the gene tfcp2l1, whose product is annotated as transcription factor CP2-like 1. The transcript has 15 exons. Gene Ontology annotation, cellular component: nucleus. Gene Ontology annotation, molecular function: DNA-binding transcription activator activity, RNA polymerase II-specific; RNA polymerase II cis-regulatory region sequence-specific DNA binding. The record is from RefSeq and is a predicted model, not a curated record. NCBI's taxonomy places the organism in Eukaryota, Metazoa, Chordata, Actinopteri, Osteoglossiformes, Osteoglossidae. Bases 218 to 1633 code for a protein of 471 amino acids. Gene Ontology annotation, biological process: regulation of transcription by RNA polymerase II.